CAAGCUCACCAGCUGAUGUCAAAGGUUUGGCCUUGGGGAAGUUACACUACCAACAAUAGUAAUUUAAUAAGGCUGUGUCUUCUGAUGCAUGUCCGGGCCAGAAAGAAAGUGGGAGAAACUGCAGGCUGGACUCAAACUGGAGAGGAGAGCAGGCGGACCAAGAGAUUGACUGCAACCGCAAAACCAGAACCAGACACUUCGCCUCCACCUGCACAAAACAAAAUCAGCUCUAUGACUGAGAUGAGCAGGUUAAACCUAACCAUGGAGUGGCUCAUGGUUGCAUUUGUAACCCUACUUCUGGCUGGCCAAGUCAGCUCUGAAGAAAUUCCGUAUGAGCACCUUAUGUCUCAGAUCCAGGCAUGUCCUAAAGAGUGCCGCUGCCCUCCAAGUUUCCCUAAUGCUGUUUACUGUGACAAUACGGGUCUGAAACGCAUACCUGUCAUCCCUCCCUACACGUGGUACCUGUACCUUCAGAACAACCUGAUUGAUGUCCUGUCAGCUAACGCUCUGCGCAAUGCCACACAACUAAGGUGGAUCAACCUGAACCGUAACAAAAUCACAAGCGAAGGCCUGGAGGCAGAUGCUCUAAAGGCUAUGUCUAACCUUGUACAUCUCUACAUGGAAGACAAUUUGCUUUCUUCCAUUCCAUCUUCUCUGCCUGCCAAAUUACAGCAGUUACGGCUCUCCCGAAACAGAAUCUCAAAUAUCCCACCCGGUGUUUUCUCUGGAAUGGACCAUCUCACCUUGCUGGAUCUGCAAGGCAACAAGCUACAGGAUGAUGCAGUAACUGAGGUCAGUCUGAAAGGCCUCAACAACUUGAUCCAGAUCAAUUUAGCAAAGAAUCAGCUAAAUACCAUGCCCCUUGGCCUACCACCCACAACCACACAGAUCUUUUUGGACAGCAACAACAUUGAAAAGAUUCCGGCUGAAUACUUCAAGGGUCUUCCCAAAGUGGUGUCUCUCAGGCUCAACCGCAAUAAGCUGGCUAAUGGAGGUAUCCCAAAAAAUGUGUUUAAUCUUUCCAGCAUCCUGGAUCUACAGCUUUCUCACAACCAGCUCACAGAGAUACCCGUUAUCUCUUCUGGACUGGAGCACCUGCAUCUGGAUCACAAUAAGAUCAAGAGUGUGAAUAGCUCUGACAUCUGUCCACCUGAUGCACUCCAUGACUACCUGGAUGAGAAGAGUCCACGUCUCCGUUACCUUCGCCUUGAUGGUAAUGAGAUCAAACCCCCUAUUCCACGAGAGCUGAUGAUGUGUUUCCGUCUCCUCAGGGCUAUUGUCAUAUAAAGAUGCCACGCCAUCUAGAUACUCCUGUCCAUUUAAUAUACCAGACCUGAAAAUGUAUGGAAACUAAAACACAUGAAAAGGGUCCAAAAAAGGACUAUCUAUUUGCAAAGUCAGAAAAUAAAUAUAAAAAUAUGUACACUGCUGAAAAGACUAGUUAAGACUAGAAUGAAUUUCAAUGUGGGUCCAGUUUCACUUAUGCUGGUCUAGUUCUGGACUAGCUAGUGAAGCGAAUCUGAUAAAGCUUUUGACCAAGAAAGCCCUGCUAAAUAAGCUCGUUGAGAUUGCUGGUGGGGAUUCCAGUAUCCAAAAUAUGACAUUCAGACGGUCUCCUAUUUUGGUCUUUUCAGGAGGGUAGAAAUUCACAAGACUGGUUCACAUAUGCAUUUGUAGAUGGUUUCUCAUGACUGUAUUGUAAAACCACUGUGCCUUAAUUUCAUACAUAUGAAAAACUAGCAGGCCUGAUUUGUGGAAAACACCAUUAUCUGUUAAAUGUUCUGUAUAAUGAAGAGAGCUCCAAAACAAUUUUCUAAUUUGCAAGUAAUGUAAUUUCCCCAUCCUGUGCAGAAGGAAAAAAAAACAAAUGCAUCUCAGUAGGUGUAGCAUUACCCAAAAACUUACCUCACCACACCGUUCUGGAGUGCUUUUGGACAGAAGAGUUGUGGUCUGAUUAUGGAUCCAAAUUUUUGGUAGUGAACUGAGUACAUAGGGUGGUUUGUUUGACUUUAUUGAAUGCAUGGUUACUCUUAGUAACAACAGCACCAAGAGAAGAUUAACUUCCAAUUGUUUCUUGCCUCUGUUAUAGCGAUUGACAUGUACUGACCUGUAAUAUUUUUUUAAAGUACUUUUUAAUAUCUCUUUACAUCUUUGUACAAUCAAUAUUUCAAUAUUCAAUCAAUAUUUAGUGUGGCAUUAAUAUUGAGAGAAGCAGCCAUUUUAGGACAGAAAGAUGUACUGUUUUAAUAAUUAAUGUGUAAAUAGAGUUUCAAUUUAGCAGUUGACAACGGUACUGCCAGUGAACCUUCUAGACUGAUUUUAAAAUGUAUUUUUCUCUAGAGUAUAAAAAUAAUGUGAAUAUUCUUUUUCAACGCGCAUAUGUGAUUAUUGUUUUUCAUGUUUUCAUUUACCACUGCAAACUGUGAGAACCAUUAGGAUUGUCAGAUGGAAAACAUAAAAUGAAAAAAACUUUUGUUUGGUGUUCUUGAUUAA
Molecule: messenger RNA, 2493 nt
Organism: Sinocyclocheilus rhinocerous
Lineage: Eukaryota; Metazoa; Chordata; Actinopteri; Cypriniformes; Cyprinidae
Product: keratocan-like
Exons: 3
Coding region: 16-1287 (423 amino acids)
Molecular function (GO): protein binding
Source: RefSeq, a predicted model, not a curated record